GCCAACCUCGACUCUUCAUCAGCAACGCUGCACCGCAGCACACGAAGACACUUCCAGAACAACUCACGGCAUUGACACACAUAAUAUCUCCCAGCAUAUAGCAGCAUACUGCAUCGAAUUGCCUGCUAGGAAGCUCACCAGCAUGGCGGACACGCAGGGGGAUGCGGCGGGACAGCUGUCCUCUAGCCAACAGGACGCUCUGCAACAGUAUCUCCAGGUCACGAACCAAGAGAUUGCAGAUGCGAUUCCUCUUCUAGAGAGAUCACAGUGGAAUGUACAGAUUGCGAUUGCCAAGUUCUUUGACGGCGAGGGACCCGACCUAGUAGCCGAGGCACUCGCUGCCGAAAGUGCUCCCCGACCUAUCGCACGACACGAAAAUCUGCAAGAAAGUCUUCUCGCUGCCGAAUUCAGCGGCCGUACACAGCGACGCGAACGAACCGACCCAGCCCCUCGCGUGGUCCCUCAGCAGCCUGUCACUACUAGAACACCCUGGCUUGUUGGCCUGCUUCUGGCACCAUUCGCUUGGGGCUGGACGGCUGCAUCGGCUCUAUUUCGAACAAUAUUAUAUGCGUUGUCGUUUUUGCCGGCGGCGAUUCGACCGCGCCUUGCCACGACUGGGCUCUCUACGGCCAUUGGAAGCGGCACCAGCAGCAAUGGCCGCCGCAUGCUCAUGCCGCGUGACGCAGCUGCGAGGUUCAAGAGAGAAUUUGAGGAAGACUAUGGACCGAACAAUUUGCCAUUUUUCGAAGGCGGUAUCGCACAAGCGCAUGAUUUGGCCAAAAAAGACCUAAAAUUCCUCAUGGUGGUCUUGCUGUCUCAGGAACACGAUGACACCACCUCGUUUGUACGCGAGACCCUUUUAUCGCCAGACGUGGUCAACUUUAUCAAAGAAAACGAAAAGACCAUUGUUCUGUGGGGCGGCAGUGUGGUGGACUCGGAGGCUUAUCAGGUAUCGAUUGAAUACUCUUGCACCAAGUUUCCCUUUACAGCCCUUGUUUGCUUGACUCCCAAGGAGGGCAGUACACGCAUGGGUAUUGUAAAGCGGCUGGUUGGUCCCAUGGCGGCAAAUGACUAUCUUGGUGAGCUCCAAGCUGCCAUGGAAAAGUAUGGUGCAGAUAUGGAUGGCAUCCGCGCAGAGAGAACUGCCCAGGAAUUCGCUAGGAGCAUUCGAGAUCAGCAGGAUUCUGCAUAUGAGCGAUCACUGGCCAAAGACAAGGAGCGCGCUAGAGAGAAGCGAGAAGCUGCUAUUGCAGCAGAAGAGGAAGAAAAACGAAAAAAACAAGAAGCCGAAGAAGCCGAGUUGCUCGAGAAGAAGCGACAGGAGUGGAAGCACUGGCGAGCAACACAGAUCCGUGCUGAGCCAGCAUCAACAGACCGCAGCGCCGUGCGAUUGGCAGUCAAGAUGCCAGAAGCGCUGGGUGCCGAGCGUAUUGUACGAAGAUUCCCUGCCGACGCGCCAAUGGAGGAGCUGUAUGCCUUUGUAGAGUGCUACGAGCUGCUCCGAGAUGGCGGCGCAGAAGAGUUGCUUGCGGCGGGCAAGGAUUGCAAGCCGAAGCCUGCUGGAUACGAGCACAAGUACAUGUUUAGAAUAUCGUCGACGCUGCCUAAAAAGGUAUACGAAUGUAAUGAUACAGACUUGAUGGGCGACAAGAUUGGCAAGUCUAGCAAUCUGAUUGUCGAGGAGGUGCUGGACGACGAGUCAGACUACGAAGAGGAUGAAUAGAUUAGCGAGGAUGGCGUAUAGAUUUCGCUUAGGGGCGCACAACCCAUGUAAAGAAAGUUAAUUGCAUAUACCAUAACACUAUAUUCAUGGCUACCUGUUUUCUAUUA
Molecule: messenger RNA, 1830 nt
Organism: [Torrubiella] hemipterigena
Lineage: Eukaryota; Fungi; Ascomycota; Sordariomycetes; Hypocreales; Clavicipitaceae
Source: the annotation of a GenBank genome assembly